Coregonus sp. 'balchen' is the source of this 374-nucleotide messenger RNA. The record is from the annotation of a GenBank genome assembly. Lineage: Eukaryota; Metazoa; Chordata; Actinopteri; Salmoniformes; Salmonidae.
AUGUCUAUUCUCUUGAAGGACACAAAACCUUCAAGUCAGGAUGGAGGAGACCAAAAAGAUGGAGAAUACAUCAAACUGAAAGUGAUCGGUCAGGUAAGAAGUUUCGAGUUGGACCAUUAUGCUGAUGAUCAGUAGGUAUGGUGAGGUUGGUUUAUCAGAGUCAAUUCAUCCACAUAUAUCAGUUGACCUGUUGACCUCAGUUGUUUAAAUGUUGGACUCUGAAUCUGUUCUCUUUUGUCUUCCAACCUCAGGACAACAGUGAAAUUCACUUCAAAGUGAAGAUGACGACCCACCUGAAGAAGCUGAAGGAGUCUUAUAGCCAGAGACAGGUAAUAUUCCCAUCUCACUCACAACUUAUAGUCAGAGACAGGUAA